AGCCGCCUCACGCCCCCCUGCCCCGGUCUCCUCCAUGCCGCCGUCCAAAGCCAAGUCCAGCUAUCCGAUAAAGAGGGCUGCGAGCCCGGGCAGCAGCGGCGGAACCAUGAGCCGGGACUAUUCCGUUAACCUGUCGGUCCAGCAGGUGCUGAGCCUCUGGGUGCACGGCGCGACCCUGCAGCACUUCACAGAGAUGUGGUACUGGGUCUUCCUCUGGUGUCUCUUCUCCUCGCUCUUCGUCCACGGCGCCGGGGGGCUGCUGAUGUUGGUCAUGCUGCAGCGCCACAAGUGGGGCCGCCUCAUCACCCUGGUGCUGGUCAGCGUGGGGUUCCUGGCCUCCCUCUCCGGAGCCGUCAUCACCAGCGCUGCGGUGGCGGGGGUGUACCGCGUGGCGGGGAAGCGCAUGGCGCCGCUGGAGGCGCUGGUGUUUGGCGUGGGCCAGACCACCCUCUCCGUCGUCAUCUCCUUCUCUCGCAUCCUGGCCACCCUGUGAGGAAGACCUUCGGCGGGAUGAAGGGCAGACGCUGGCGGAGGAGCGGAGCGAGCGAUUUGAGUUCAGCGGAGACUUGGAGGUGGGAGAAGAGAGAGCGCCCUCUGCUGGUUCUGGAGUAUUAAUGCAGCGGUCUGUGGUCCAGAUGAAGCUUCCUGUGCCAAAAUCCUGCUGCUGCUGCUGCUGCAGACUCUGGAGUUUCUCUGGAAAACUCCUUUCUUAGACGAUAAAACUGAAGCAACGCCACCAUCUGGGUAGCAGCUGAAGAGCAGCAGGUGUUCGCCGAGCCACGAGCCAACAGUGUUCAUCACGCGGGUCGUC
Molecule: messenger RNA, 811 nt
Organism: Fundulus heteroclitus (mummichog)
Lineage: Eukaryota; Metazoa; Chordata; Actinopteri; Cyprinodontiformes; Fundulidae
Gene: tmem170b
Product: transmembrane protein 170B
Exons: 3
Coding region: 35-493 (152 amino acids)
Biological process (GO): negative regulation of canonical Wnt signaling pathway
Cellular component (GO): plasma membrane
Source: RefSeq, a predicted model, not a curated record